UGUUCAAGCCACCCAACAGCUGCCGCUUUUCCGUGGCGGUGGAAGCACCGCACCAUGUCCUUGGCCUUUGGGUGGCAAGCGCCUUUUAAGCGGCUAAAGACCGCACCACAGGUGCAUCAGGAGCUGGGCUCUGCCUUCGCCGCCUGCGAGGAGGAGAUUGAGGAUGAACUCCUCGAGCCCAACCUGACUGCCAACAUCACUGGACAGUUGGAGGAUGCUGAGCUGAAAAGAAAGAGGCUUCGCUCCGAGGGGAGCGUCUUGGCGCAGGCGGAGCGCUAUGCAGAGGCACUGCAGCACUGGGAGGAAGCUUUGCUCUUCACUGAUGAUCCUUGUGAGAAGGCGCCCAUAUUGGAGCAGAUGGCUCAAGUCUUGCUGAUCCUGGAGCGUCCCUUCGAUGCCAUUAGGACAGCUCCGAGCCCGCCCAUGUGGCAAGAGGCCCCUCUGGUAUGCAGGUCAUGUGACCUUGGGGCGGGCUUUGCGCAACUUCGGCGAGCUGGAGCGUGCGCUGGAGUCGCUGCGUCGUGCCAAAGACUUGCUGUCUCAGGAUGUGGCGCAGCACGGUGAUCGCCCAAGUGAUCUGCAAGAGGAGCUUCAAGAGUUGUCCUUGGAGCUCUUAGAGGCAGAGGAGAUCUGGUCCCAGGUGAAGGAGAAGGCCAGCAAGACCAGCACGGAGGUCAUCAUGAAUGGCCGGGUCGUGGAGUCACACUUCUGGCAGACUGCCUUAAAGGUGACGUACGACGCAGAGGGGCGACCGACGACGCACUUUCCGCCUGACACUGGAAGCACGCCAGCAAACGGCGGC
This is a messenger RNA of Durusdinium trenchii, 802 nucleotides long. The record is from the annotation of a GenBank genome assembly. Lineage: Eukaryota; Dinophyceae; Suessiales; Symbiodiniaceae.